CCCAGGGUACUAUGUUUUUCCCACCCUGAUUGGUCCAAUGCGCCAAGGCAUGGGAACGAGAGCGAUUGACCCCUAUUGACCCCAAGAUGGCUACCUCGACAGAGAGAAUGGAUAAUCUAGUUCGAGAUUACCUACUUUAUCGCGGUUUUACCAGCACGCUGAAAGUUUUCGAGGGCGAGAUCAAGUCAGAUAAGGACAGGGGAUUCCGUGCUGACAAGGUGGUUGAACAGAUGAUCGGGUACAUCCAGCAGUAUGAGUUAGGAGCGCUGCGGGAGUACUGGGGACACCUGGAUCGGAGGGUGUUCUGUCGACUGGAGCAUGCGCAUUCUACAGGUGUCAAUAAGCUUGCCCGGUGCCUCUUGCGACUGUACCUUGUCCAUGCUAUGCAGAAUGGCCGAACUGAGAAAGUCACCGAAUUCUUUGAAAAGUUGGCAGAGAUCCAGGGCCAGCCAGAAUGGAGGGAAUGGUUUGUGCUGCCAUUUUUGUCCAACCCAGAGCAGAACCCGGCAUUCAUGAUGUACUUCACUAAGCAGUGGGCAGACACGUUUAUCGUCUCCCUCCAUAAUUUCCUCAGUGUAAUCUUCCACAGCAUGCCUGUGCCAACCCUUCUGAGUUUUGAGAUGGAGCAGGCCAAGAUGGCACAGCUCAAGGAGGAGAAUGACAUGCUCAGGCAGCAGGUUACAGCCUUACAGCAGAGGGAACUGAAGAAAGCUCUGAAGGAGAAAGAGAAGGUGAAACUAGCUGGGACAGGAGAGCUCAUGGAUGAAUUCUAUGCUGGCCCUAUGGAAGCAAGAGCAGACCCAGAGAGCACUAAGAUUGCCAGAGGGAAGAGCUCCAACUCCCCCUCUCCUGUCCGUAAGCCCACCCUUCUCUCCACCAUCAAGCCACAGCUGGCAUCAGCAAAAAAAGCAGCAGGGAAAACAACAACAGCCUUGCAGAAAAAAGAGGACAAUUCACAGAGACCAGUCAGCCCAGGAGUCCAGAGAAAGGCUCAGGUAGAAGUGGCUAAAGCAGCCAAGCCUCCUGCUGAGUCAGCCAAGACCACACUGGUGCAGAAACAGGCCAUGAAGCAGCAGAAGGCUGUUAGUCUGGAGCAGCAGCGCAGAGAGCUGCUGUCUAAAGCACAGGCUGCACAGGCCAGAUCAAAUGCAUUGGCUUCAGAGACACAGGAGUCUACCCUGAUGAAAAAGGAGACUGAAGGAUUUAAGGAUGUGCAGAAGUUCCCUACCCCAUCUUCUACUCUAAAAGAGCCAAAAGUUGGUGUAAAACAAGAGGCUGGUGGUCUGUCUCCAAGAGACGGUUCGUUGCCUGUCUCUACUGAAAAGAUCCCUACAAAAGAAACAGAGGAGCAGCAUCCCUUUCUUGUGCUGAGUCAGGAGGACUACAUAGAGCACCAUUCCUCCAUCACCCACUGUCGCUUCUCAGUAUCAGGAACCUGCAUUGCUAGUGCAGACAUCGAUGGUGUGGUCAAGGUGUGGAACUUCAGCCCUGCCCCUGUAACUAUAGCAACCAUCAUGUCCAAGUCUCCUAUCCAAUCACUGGAGUGGGUGACCAAGCCCAGUAGACUGCUUCUCCUGGGCAGCAGACAGAGCACGGUGAGACUGUACGACACGGAGGCUAAGAAACACCUGGUGGAGUCACAGACAGAUCCACAGUAUCCACGUGUUGUAACCAUGGCCUGCAGCCCCAGUGGGAGCAGUUUUGUGUGUGGGAUGGCCAGACAGACUGGGAGUGUAGAGGGAAGGCUGCAGAUGUGGGACAUGAAAACCAUGAAAGUACAGAGAGAGCUGCCUCUUGACCCACCGUCAGUGUGUGCCAACUGCACAGCUUUCACCUUCAAUGGACACCUGUUGGUCAGUGGAGCAUCUGACGGAGUCAUCAGACUCUAUGAUAUGCAGCGUUAUGACUGCCUGAUGAGCUGGCAGGCCCACAGUGGGGAGGUGUACUCUGUGCAGUUCAGCUGUGACGAGACCUCCAUCUACAGCAUGGGGGCUGAUGGGAAGUUCCUGGAGUGGAGUGUACACAGAGUUGGCAGCAAACUGGCAGAUCUGCCGGUACAUGAAGGUGCCACAGGUCCAUUUGUUGUGUCGGGGUACGGCGGCUACAAACAGGUGCAGGCUCCUGGAGGGAAACUGUUCGCCUUUGAUGCAGAAGGGAACUACGUUCUAACUUGCACAGGGAAUGGUGGGAUCAUUUACAAGUUGGGAGAUUCCACCCUCAACAAGACCUUAUCUCUGGGAGGUCAUAGGUCACCUGUGGUCAGUGUGGACUGGUGUACCGCGAUGAAUUGUGGGACCUGUGUGACAGGCUCCAUGGAUGGGAAGAUCAAAGUAUCCACCCUUCUUAUGCAAUGAUAGAUGCUUCACAUUACUUCAAAAUGAAUCAGUGCUCAUAACAGAAUACAGUACACUGAAAAAAAUUAACACAGUUUAGGUUAGUUUCGAAAGGGUCAGUUUUACUCUUAGACUAAUAAUAAUAAAGAGAAUGGGUCUUAUCUCUUUAACCUUACCGGUAUUGUACACCAAAUGUGUAAAAAAAAAACAGAACUACUUAUAAAAGAAGCAAGCAUUUAGUCAAUGUGUUGACUUCAGAAUCAUGAGAAGGAUGUUCAUAUAUGAAUACUGUAAGGUCCUUUCAGCAGAUUUGAAGUGGAACAGUUCAAAUCUUUUGAAACAUUAUGAUUUGUAUAAAAAAUUAAUGCAUAGUAAAAUUAACAAUUAAUAUAUCAGUUUAAACUGAACUGAACAGUUACUGCAUGGUAUAUACAUGUAUGUACAAGCAUCAAGAGAGUAGAUAGGUACUAGUAGAUUGCACCAAGGACAUAACUAAUAUCUUCUAAGUAAUAAUUUGUCACAAGCAGACAUGUAGCUGAUAUGUUACAGAUUCAAGCAACAAUACAACAGAUGUACUUGGGC
Messenger RNA from Branchiostoma belcheri (Belcher's lancelet), 2915 nucleotides. Its product is annotated as WD repeat-containing protein 91-like. Gene Ontology annotation, molecular function: phosphatidylinositol 3-kinase regulator activity; protein binding. NCBI's taxonomy places the organism in Eukaryota, Metazoa, Chordata, Leptocardii, Amphioxiformes, Branchiostomatidae. Gene Ontology annotation, cellular component: late endosome membrane; extrinsic component of endosome membrane; early endosome membrane. The record is from RefSeq and is a predicted model, not a curated record. Gene Ontology annotation, biological process: early endosome to late endosome transport.